Aphis gossypii (cotton aphid) is the source of this 1797-nucleotide messenger RNA. RefSeq lists its product as uncharacterized. The coding region runs from base 1 to 1797 and encodes 598 amino acids. The record is from RefSeq and is a predicted model, not a curated record. Gene Ontology annotation, molecular function: nucleic acid binding. NCBI's taxonomy places the organism in Eukaryota, Metazoa, Arthropoda, Insecta, Hemiptera, Aphididae. Gene Ontology annotation, biological process: DNA integration. The transcript has a single exon.
AUGAUAACAUCAAAAAGUGACUUUUGUAAAAAAGUGGACUUGUCUCGUUGUUGCACGGAGCCCUUCAAAUGGACAACGUUCGUCGCUCACCGGGUCGGAGAAAUUCAAGAACGAACGUCCAUCACAAAUUGGUCACAUGUUAAUACCAAAGAGAAUCCAGCUGAUAUCAUUUCACGCGGUUGCUGUCCAUCAAAAUUAAGUCAAAUGUCAUUAUGGUGGUUUGGUCCCGAGUGGCUAAUUAAAGACGAAAUAAUACGACCUAACAAUGAAAAUACGUCGAAUCUAGUAAUACCUGAACGUGAAGUUACGAUUUCUAAUGUAUGUACUAAUUCACACAAUGAGACUCCUUUAUCAUCACUAUUAAAUAAGUAUUCGUCGACAAACAGGUUGUUCCGCGUAAUGGCAUAUUGUUUACGUUAUAAACACAAUUUAUUACACAAAGAGUCAAGGCUAAUCGGUUCAAUUAGCAACGAAGAAAUUAAACACGCCCGUAUCACAAUAAUAAAAAUCAUUCAAAAGAAAGAAUUUUAUAGUGAAAUACAAGAUUUAAUGCAUUUAAAAAAUGUUAAGACAACUAGUAAAUUAUUCCGAUUGUGUCCAUUUAUAGACGAUGAUGGUUUAAUAAGAGUGGGAGGACGUUUGAAAAACGCAGUAUCUAUAAACAUUUCCCAGCGGCACCCGAUCGUGUUACCGGCCGAUAAUCAUUUUACUCGUCUAUUGUUCAAAUACGAGCAUGAACGCUGUAUGCACGGAGGACCACAAGCGACCUUAUCUGCGAUACGUUUGAUAUAUUGGCCACUAAACGGUCGCAAUAUAGCCCGCAGUACUGUACACCAGUGCGUAAAAUGUUUCCGAUAUAAACCGGUCGUAAUACAACCAAUUAUGGGUCAAUUACCUUCCGAUCGCGUCGAACCAGCACGUCCGUUUUUAAAAUGCGGAGUCGAUUUUGCUGGACCAUUUUUAGUUAAAUCUUCUUUACGCCGUAAAGCUCCGUUACUAAAAGGAUAUAUAUGUAUUUUUGUAUGUUUUACGACCAAGGCAGUACAUAUAGAAUUAGUCGGAGAUUUAUCAACGCAAGCAUUUAUUAGCGCCCUUAAUCGAUAUUUCGAUAGACGUGGAAAAAGUAUAAUUAUAUACUCCGAUAACGCGACAAAUUUUGUCGGCGCAAGUCAUAAAUUAAAAGAGUGGUACGAUUUAUUCCAGACAGAACAGCAUAAGAAGAAAGUGGAAGAAGUGUUGAUGGAAAACGAAGUUCUAUGGAAAUGUAUACCUCCACUCUCCCCGCAUUUUGGCGGGUUGUGGGAGGUCGCUGUUAAAUCAAUGAAAAACUUAGUACAAAAAACAUUAGGCAAUGUUCACUUGACGUAUGAAGAGCUGUAUACUGUACUCACUCGCGCGGAGGCCUGUCUAAACUCUCGUCCAUUAACUCCUGUUUCCACUGAUCCCAAUGACUUGUCUGUAUUGACACCUGGUCAUUUCCUAAUAGGUGACUCUCUGUUAGCAAUUCCAGAACCUGAUAUAUCUGAUAUCAACACAAAUAGAUUGACUCGAUGGCGUAGAUUGAGUCAUUAUUCCCAAUUAAUUUGGAAAAAAUGGAGUCGUGAAUAUCUAAACCAACUUCAGGAGAGAAAAAGGUGGGCAGUCGAGAAAGGCCCUAAACUAGACAUUGAUACUGUCGUGUUGGUUCGAGAUGAAAAUCUCUCUCCCUUGCAAUGGAAACUUGGUCGAGUGACAAGCGUUCAACGAGGUUCUGAUAAAGUCAUUAGGUCAGCUGAAGUCAGACUGGAAAAAGGUUAA